CGUCGCCUGCAGGGGGGGGGCCAGAUUCGACUACCUUCUUACUCUACUCGAUCCUCCGUUCUUCUUAUCCCGCCACGACAGAACACAAUCAGGUCACAACAAUGACGGAAGGAUCAAACUACGACUUCUUGUUCAAGGUUGUGCUCAUCGGAGACUCUGGCGUCGGGAAAUCAAACUUGCUCUCGCGGUUCACCAGGAAUGAAUUCAACCUGGACUCCAAGUCUACCAUCGGAGUCGAGUUUGCUACUAGAUCUGUUCAAGUAGAUUCCAAGACAGUCAAAGCCCAGAUCUGGGAUACGGCGGGUCAGGAGCGAUACCGUGCUAUCACUUCUGCCUACUACCGAGGUGCUGUCGGGGCUCUCCUCGUAUACGAUAUUGCCAAACACCCCACAUACCAGAACGUGCACCGAUGGUUGAAGGAGCUCCGUGAUCACGCAGACUCCAACAUUGUCAUCAUGCUUGUCGGGAACAAGAGCGAUCUCAAGCAUUUGCGAGCUGUCCCUACAGAUGAGGCGAAAGCCUUUGCUACCGAGAACAACUUGUCGUUCAUCGAGACGUCGGCAUUGGACGCUUCCAACGUCGAGGCCGCUUUCCAGAAUAUCCUGUCUGAUAUCUACCACAUCGUAGCAAAGAAGAACCUCGAGAACUCGAGCGAUGUGAUUCAGCCGUUGGAAGGCCGCGGCAUCGAUAUCGCAAAGUCUGAGGAUGAUGGCGGUGCCAAACAGGGCGGCAAAUGCUGCUAAAGCGAGUCUUAUGCCAGGGUUCUUGAUUUAUGUGAUCGGCGCGAUUUACGCGGCGUCACUUGAUUGCGCGCAGCCUGUCGGAUGUGAUUCUCAUCUACAUCCCGAAUCCGACGAUCUAUCACGCUUUCCUUUCUUUUGUCACGAUUUUUGUAUGGCUUGUAAACAGUACGCAGAUUCGAUAUCUUAUUCGGCAUAAGGGAUGGAUGAUACAAUGUGUAGCGACAAU
Filobasidium floriforme is the source of this 969-nucleotide messenger RNA. Its product is annotated as ras family-domain-containing protein. Gene Ontology annotation, biological process: exocytosis. The transcript has 8 exons. Gene Ontology annotation, cellular component: recycling endosome. Lineage: Eukaryota; Fungi; Basidiomycota; Tremellomycetes; Filobasidiales; Filobasidiaceae. Bases 102 to 743 code for a protein of 213 amino acids. Gene Ontology annotation, molecular function: GTPase activity; GTP binding. The record is from RefSeq and is a predicted model, not a curated record.